Xenopus laevis (African clawed frog) is the source of this 1136-nucleotide messenger RNA. RefSeq names its product leucine rich repeat containing 30 L homeolog (gene lrrc30.L). The record is from RefSeq and is a predicted model, not a curated record. The coding region runs from base 124 to 984 and encodes 286 amino acids. The transcript has a single exon. Gene Ontology annotation, cellular component: cytoplasm. Lineage: Eukaryota; Metazoa; Chordata; Amphibia; Anura; Pipidae.
GCCAAAAGGCAGUCAAUCUCAGAAGGCUCUUUAUUUAUAGACAACCUGUUUCAAGCUCCAAUAGUUUAACUUUGUCCUGUGAGCCAUGACAUAUUCUCUCACAGACCUUUUAUUGGAUAUGAAAUGGGAGCAAAAUGUUCAAUCCGAUGUUCAAAAGGCAAGCAGAGGGAGGUAAGGAAUUCACAAGAAAGAGAGGUUGAUGAUCAUCAAAAAGAAGCAAGCAGUUCCACCUUCAACUUCGUAAUGAAGGAUAUUCAUGAAAUCCCUACCUUCAUCUGGGAUAUGACUGAUGUUACAAAACUCAAUCUUUCCCACAACAGACUGGAGAGACUUCCCCCUGAACUGGGAAAGCUGGGAUAUAUAGUAGUGCUGAACUUGUGUGGGAACCAGAUUGUAUCCCUGCCCAAGGAGAUAGGUCUACUGAGAAAUCUUAGGGUCUUUUUCGUUAACAUGAACUACUUAGUGGAGCUACCAGAGGAGCUGGGUUCAUGCAAAAAGUUGGAAGUCCUGAGUCUUUCACAUAACUACCUAUCAGCACUUCCAGUAUCGUUCAGUGAUUUAACUUUGCUUAAAAAGUUGAAUCUGAGCAACAACCGGCUUACUUGCAUUCCCUCUUGCGUUUUUCAAAUGAAGAAUUUGGAUUUUCUACAUUUGGGUUCCAAUCAGAUAGAAGCCAUAGCUGACAGUAUUCAGUUUUUGGAACAACUGAAGAUACUGGUUAUUGACAAUAACAUUUUACGUGUUUUACCAAGAUCUAUUUGCUUGCUGACCUCCCUGGAACUUUUAAAUGUGGAUUACAAUUGUAUACAAACGCUUCCUGACGACCUGUAUAAAUUAAUGAAGCUGACAAGAAUCGCAUACAAUCCAAUGGAUAAAGGUCUUCAUAUAAUAAAUAACCCCUUAGCCAAGCCACUGCAGGCUAUGGUUGAUGGAGGGCUUAAUAUGCUCUUUGCAUACCUUGAGGACAAAAUCAAACCGGACUGAAUGCUUCUCCUGGGAUAAUCACUUUUAGAUUCAAAAUUUAAUUUAAAGUAAAGCCAAUUAAAUAUUAAAGGGGGCAAUAUGCUAAAAAUGUUUUAAACCAUAUACUAAAUGAACAAUCUUAAUGUAGAUAUUGCUGACUUUGCUCUUUUAAA